Molecule: messenger RNA, 678 nt
Organism: Miscanthus lutarioriparius
Lineage: Eukaryota; Viridiplantae; Streptophyta; Magnoliopsida; Poales; Poaceae
Source: the annotation of a GenBank genome assembly
AUGGCGGAGACUGGCACAAGCCGCCCGCCCGCCUCUGGCACCGACGCCGGCGACUUCCCGGAGCUCCUAGGUUUCUGCGCGCGCGCGGAGGCCCUCAUCGCUGAGCUGCUCCUGCUCUCCGACCGCGCACCUCCGCUGUUCGCAGACCGCCGCUUCGACCCCGUCCUCUUCGACUUCCGACUCCUUUCUGAUGGCGCCGUCACUUACCACGGAGAGCUCUGCAAUUACCUGAAUGAUCUGCAGGAAGGGUUAUAUGUCCACUGCACAUUAGAUCAUGUGUUGGAGAAUAACUGCGCAUGCCAGUUACUCGUGGAGUCAAUGACUCUGUUCGGAUGCAUGAUUCUUAUAAUGGAACACAAAAUUGGUGGGUUGCUGCGCGAGAGGCUCCUUGUGGCACACCUGCGGUACAAACGCUGUUUUAGCUAUCCCAAUCUGGAGCAGAUAUGUUCCUUAUUUUUAGCUGACUUGGAUAUUCACAUGCAUGCCAUAAACAAGGAGUAUGUGCUCAAUAAUUCUCAGAGUCUUCUUUCUGUCAUUAGAGAAUGCAAUUUCACUCUCCGUUGGCUUUUGCUUCACCGCAUGAACAAUCUGGCUAUAGAAGGCCUGAGGAGGCAGCAGUGCGAUCAUCUCUCUAGAAGAGAUUCUGACCAAAGACAAGAGAUGUUGAUUCCGAGAUAG